AUGUUUUUGACUAGAAGUGAAUACGAUCGUGGUGUUUCCACAUUUUCCCCAGAAGGUAGAUUGUUCCAAGUCGAAUAUUCCCUUGAGGCCAUUAAAUUAGGAUCCACAGCAAUUGGUAUAUCCACUAGUGAAGGUGUGAUAUUAGGUGUUGAAAAAAGAGUCACUUCAUCAUUAUUGGAAUCAUCGUCGAUUGAAAAAAUUGUCGAAAUAGAUCAUCAUAUUGGAUGUGCCAUGAGUGGGUUAACAGCAGAUGCUAGAUCCAUGAUUGAUCAUGCCCGUGUUUCUAGUUUAACUCAUAAUUUAUACUAUGAUGAAGAUAUUGGUGUUGAAAGUUUGACUCAAAGUGUAUGUGAUUUAGCAUUACGUUUUGGUGAAGGUGCUGGGGGUGAAAAGAGGUUAAUGUCAAGACCAUUUGGUGUUGCUUUAUUAAUUGCUGGUGUUGAUAAAGAAAAAGGUCCUCAAUUAUACCAUGCCGAACCAUCUGGUACUUUUUACAGAUAUGAAGCCAAAGCCAUUGGUUCAGGUAGUGAAGGUGCUCAAGCAGAAUUAAACAACGAGUAUCAUAAAUCAUUGACCUUAAAAGAAGCUGAAUUGUUGGCUUUGAAGAUUUUAAAGCAAGUAAUGGAAGAAAAAUUGGAUUGCAAGAAUGCUCAAUUGGCUAGUGUGACUGUUGAUGGCGGGUUCCAAAUUUACGAUGAUGAAAAAACUGAUGCUAUAAUUAAGGAAUUGAAUGCUCAAGCAACAGAUGAAGAUACUGUUAUAAGUUAA
Messenger RNA from Candida tropicalis MYA-3404, 768 nucleotides. RefSeq names its product proteasome core particle subunit alpha 5 (gene PUP2). Lineage: Eukaryota; Fungi; Ascomycota; Pichiomycetes; Serinales; Debaryomycetaceae. The transcript has a single exon. Gene Ontology annotation, biological process: proteasome-mediated ubiquitin-dependent protein catabolic process. Gene Ontology annotation, cellular component: proteasome core complex, alpha-subunit complex; nucleus; proteasome core complex. The record is from RefSeq and is a predicted model, not a curated record. Bases 1 to 768 code for a protein of 255 amino acids.